AUGGCUGAAGAAAGACAAUCUACCGAGUCGAAAGCACUACAAUGGAACGCCAAUGAUGAAACGUUAACUGCAUUCUUAGAUCGAUUGCAAGUAGAAUUAGAUGAUCGAGAAAUUAUCGAUAAUCAACAGUGUGUCUCCUGUUUAAUUCGAGCACUUCCACCUCUGAUACGAAAUGGACUGAAAGCCAUGUCCAAUGAUCAAGACGUAACACAGCAAGAUUACCAACAAGUUGUUGAAGAAAUCAAGCAGCAAUGCCUACCUCAAGCGCAACCCUCUAAAACGGUGUGGUGGCAUCGAGCACAACUCUAUCAACGAAAGCAAAGAUCCAAAGAAUCGAUUGAACAAUAUAAAAAUGUGCUAUUAACGCUUGCCAAACACUGCCAGCUCCAUUAUCAUCAAGAUAUGAUGUUGACCAUGGUAUUUAUAGCUGGCUUAAGAGAAAGAUCCAUUCGACGUCGUCUUCUCGAUUACCAACAAGAACUCAACUUUAUCAAAGUAGUCGAUUAUGCUUUAGAAAUUAAAGCAGAAAAAUCAGCCGUGGAGACUACACAAGAUAAUACGCGUAUCAAUCAUGACAGUGAUCAUCAUGAUGACCAUGCUGAAGUCGAUGAUAACAGUAAAAAUCCAAGAAGAAAUCGAAGGAGAGAAAAAAGACCACAGCAAGCGCGAAAUACCUAUCAUGAAUCCAAAAAGUCUUGCUAUCGUUGUGGAAGUUUCGCUCAUCUAGCUGCAAGUUGUACCUAUAGAAGACUAUAUUGCGACUGGUGUGGAAAGAAAGGCCAUAUAGUUCGUGAAUGUUAUGAAAAAAUGGACUAUGAUGACGAUUAUAACUAUUAUGAUUAA
This is a messenger RNA of Trichoplax adhaerens, 843 nucleotides long. RefSeq lists its product as uncharacterized. The record is from RefSeq and is a predicted model, not a curated record. The transcript has a single exon. Gene Ontology annotation, molecular function: nucleic acid binding; zinc ion binding. NCBI's taxonomy places the organism in Eukaryota, Metazoa, Placozoa, Uniplacotomia, Trichoplacea, Trichoplacidae. The coding region runs from base 1 to 843 and encodes 280 amino acids.